UUUUUUUAGUAAAUAUAAAACUGUUUUAAUUAUGGCUUUGAAUUUACGUGGAGGUUCGGGAAUAAUAUUUUUUUCUCGAUGUCGAAAUAAAUUCUUUUUCCCGAAGAAUGUACGAAUGAAAUUUUUAUCGUGUGUUUUUGUACCCGCAUGUAAAAUCAGUACACAGAGAAAUCAAAGUUUUGGGGGCGAGCAGCCGGAGAGCUUCGAGGCGAUGUUGGAAUGUCGCCGCAGGGAGGCCGCCCGCAGCAUCCUGGUCCAGGUGAACUCUGAGCUGUCAUGCGGGGACCUGCAUGCCCACUGCAGCAAGUACGGGAGUGUGAAGGGGCUGCACCACUACACCACGGCCGAUCCAGCCAAGCAGCACUUCGUGGUGGUGGAGUUCUUGCACACAGACGCCGUGCGGCAGGCGAUGCUUGCGAGCUGCCACGUCGACCCCAGCCAGGUCAUCCCCGUGCAGUCUCCCUUCCUGUGGUUCCGCGCCAAAGAGAGGCCUCGGCGCAAGGGAAGCCCCCCGAGCACCGAGACUGUACCGCUAGUGGAGACCAAUGGGAACUCUCCUCUACCACCAGCCAAGCUGCGGGAUGACAUUCUGGCCACCUCAUCGAUAAGCGAGCAGAUGGGCGUACUGCACCGGGAGACGUGCCUGGGCGACCUGGGCCUUCGACUGCGCUUCCUCACCGCACUGCAGCUCGAGCUGGCCCUCGCGGGGCCCUUCCCCCGGGUCCGCGUGCUGCCCUUCGGCUCGUCCGUCAGCGGCUUCGGCAAGACCGGCUGCGACCUAGACCUCGUGAUGCUGCUCGGCCCACAGGGGGACGAGGGCGCGGGCGGCCGCCUGGUGUUCCAAGCGAAGAAGGCGCUGGUGAGCGGGCGGGCGCAGGCUCAGCGCCACAUGGAGGUCAUCGGCGACCUGUGCCACCUGUUCCUGCCCGGCUGCGCCCACGUCAAGAGGAUCCUGCUGGCCCGCAUCCCCAUCGUCAAGUACCGCCAGGAGCUGACCGGCGUCGACUGCGAUCUCUCCAUGUCCAACAUGAGCGCGGUGCACAUGGGGGAGCUGCUGUACGUGCUCGGGCGUGCGGACGAGCGGGUCCGGCCGCUCGUCUUCGCGCUGCGGCAUUGGGCGCACGAGGUGGGCCUCACCAACCCCACGCCCGGCCCUUGGAUCACCAACUUCUCCCUCAUCCUGCUGGUGGUGUUCUUCCUGCAGCGCCAGGCAGUGCUGCCUUCCUUCAAGGACCUCAUUGUACGCGCAGGUACUCACUGGUAGUUAGUGACAGAAGACAACGUCUCACUCCAGAAAAUGCGGAAAAUUUAACUAUGAUAGCAUUUCAAUAAAAUCGUCUUAAUAGUAACUUUAAAAGUGCUUAAUUGUGUAAUUUUGUAGUGUAUGUGAUUGUAAUUAAGUCGUGAAAUUUUUAGUAGUUAUUUAAAAGUUUGAAUUUAUGAAUUUGCAAAUGAACUUAAUUGUGAUUAGAUCAUGAGGUUUUAGUGUUUAUUAAUAUUUGUUUUAAUAAAUUUGCUUGUCGUAAAGAAAAGCAAGAAAAUUUUGCCGUGGGUAUUUUGAGCAAAAAAAUAAAAGCAUAUGACACCAAAAUCUUUAUUUCUUUACACCGAAAUUUGUCUUAAAAUAACACCACAAAAUCUUGACUCUGCUAUGUGUAAAAAUUUUUUUUUAUAUAUGUACCUAGGUAUUUCCCUCUAUAAGCCAUUUGGGGUACUAGUGUUAAUUUCUAGAUUUAUCUUGUCAGGAACCAUAAUUUAUUAGCUAAUACGUAUCAUGUUGUUGCACUCAUUUGUUGUUGGCUCAUAAUUCAAUUGGUAGUUCAUGGCUUAUUUAUAUUAGGGCCUUUUGUUAUAUACUUGAGCAAAUUUGUAAAUAACCUCAACCUGCUCUUCCUUAUAAUUUUAGCUUUUUUGGGCAAUUGACAUUAUUUUGAUGGCUUGUUUUUAUGUAAUCCAGAACAUCGUCAUGUACGACUUGUGAAUUAUGUUAUCUAUUCAUUUUUGAAUAAAUAUUGUAUGAGCUCGCUGUUGGAUGUUUUCAACACACCAUUUUUACUCUGUGUACCCAUAUACAAAUGGGUCAUACAACAUUUUAAUUUGUCUUUAAUUUAAUUUCCUAACACUCAAUUGUAGGCUGUUGGUGACUUUGCCCCCAGCAAGGUUUUUUUUGAAUAACUUUACCUCAAUAAAAAUGUUUUUCUCGCAUAAUAGUAGGGUUCUGCGAAUAUUCAAAAUUUCCGAAUUCGAGUUCAAAUUUUUUGAUAUUCAAUUCGUAAAUUUGAAUCAAAUUCAUUUUACAAUAAUUCGACUUGCAAAAUCUGGCCCGGGUACACUAAUAUAAGACAUCCCCCUCCCCCAUAUUUAAAAGAAAUUUAAAUGGACGAUUACAUCUUCCACUUACAAAAAAUUAUACAUUGAAACCCCUAUUUUACAUUUUCACGUUAUUUGAACCAUUUUAUUUCUGUCCCGUUUUAACCUCAUUUGAUGUAAUGCAAUGAAUUCCCGUUGUUUACAACGUGCCUAUUGCUUUACGCAGUUGACGCCGUUCGUUCUGAUAAAACUGCUUACUAACUUAAUUAAUCCUAUUACAAAGUAAUCUGAUGUGUAAAUUGUGUUUUAAAGACUUUUUAAAAGUUAAAAACUUCAUCUUUAAAGUCUCGGGAGUCGCUUUAUACCGCUUAUAAAACGUAAGCAGCGCCAGUUUUGUUGUGUUGAUUCCUGUAUUCCCAUAUAGAGAGCGCGCACAUAGCCGAAAAUUGAUAUCCAUAGCUCGCAGACUGCAUGCACGCGCGCGCUGUCAGUAACAGAGUUAACCCGCACAAUCAUUAUGCGUAUACUAGUUACAAAUCACAUUCUUGUUACGGGUU
Bacillus rossius redtenbacheri is the source of this 2867-nucleotide messenger RNA. It is a transcript of the gene MTPAP, whose product is annotated as poly(A) RNA polymerase, mitochondrial. The record is from RefSeq and is a predicted model, not a curated record. Lineage: Eukaryota; Metazoa; Arthropoda; Insecta; Phasmatodea; Bacillidae. Gene Ontology annotation, molecular function: poly(A) RNA polymerase activity. The transcript is spliced from 7 exons. Bases 32 to 1264 code for a protein of 410 amino acids.